Sorghum bicolor (sorghum) is the source of this 1183-nucleotide messenger RNA. RefSeq lists its product as uncharacterized. The transcript is spliced from 2 exons. Gene Ontology annotation, molecular function: nucleic acid binding; zinc ion binding. NCBI's taxonomy places the organism in Eukaryota, Viridiplantae, Streptophyta, Magnoliopsida, Poales, Poaceae. The record is from RefSeq and is a predicted model, not a curated record. Bases 16 to 939 code for a protein of 307 amino acids.
CAAGCGCUGAAUGCGAUGCACUUCAUUAGUGCAAUUCCAAAGCUGACGGGACAUAACUAUGUUCUGUGGCGCGAGGAACUUGAUGCUGCUCUAGCACUUGCUGAGAUAGAUUUGGCUCUUCAGGAGCCAAAGCCCACUGAGCCAGAGGAGCCCGAAAGGGCUCAGAAUGAGACCGAUGAAGCUUUUGCUAAUCGGAAGCGAGACUUUGCUCCCAUCAGAGCAAAGUAUGAUCUUGAGAAGUACAAGUGGGAAAAGUCAAACCGCAAGUGCAAGAUUGUCAUCAAGAAAACCAUCACAGAGGGCCUAAGAGGUGCCAUCCCAGAAUGUGAGACAGCAAAAGAAUACCUUGAGAAAGUGAAGAAUCAGUUUACUGGUUCAACCAAAGCCCAUGCUUCCACCCUGAUCCAGAAACUCACUAACAUGAGGUUCACAGGGGGGAGUGUGAGAGAGCACAUUCUGAGCAUGAGCACCAUGGCAGCCAAGUUAGAGAAGCUAAAGAUGCCCCUCGCUGAUGGUUUCCUCAUUCACCUAGCUCUAAACUCACUUCCCAAAGAGUAUGAGACUUUUGUUGUUAACUACAACACACAGCCAGAGGAGUGGGAUUUAGAGAAGGUGAUUGCUAUGUGUGUGCAAGAGGAAGAAAGGCUCAAGAAUGCAAAUGGUGGUUCUGUGAACUUUGUGAAAGGAAAGAACAAGAAGCCAUUCUACAACAAGAAAGCUCCAGAUGCCUCCACCUCCCAGAACAAGGGAGGAAGCAAUUCACAGCCUAAAGCACAGCCAAAGCAAGACAACCAGCACAGGCAGGAGGACCCGGAUCGCUGUAGAUGGUGUAAUGAGACAGGGCAUUGGAAGCAUGACUGCCCUAAGUUCAUGAAACAUUGCCUAGUGAAAGGGAUUCAGUGGAGGGAGAACCCUUCAAAGAGGAGAAAGACAGAUUAAGGUGGCCACUGGUGUUGAAGCUGAAGUUCAAGCUAUAGGAAAUUUAUCUCUAGAUUUAGCUAGUGGCUUCACCCUUGAGUUGCAUGAUGUUCUUUAUGUUCCCUCUUUAGCUAGAAAUUUAAUUUCAGUUUCAUGUUUGUCAGACUAUGGUUUUGAUUGCCAUUUCAGCAAGAAUGAUUGUAAGCUACAGUUAAAUAAUAAAUGUGUGGGUCUUGCCUUCCGACAAGACAAACUUUAUUUAUUA